AGCGCGACCUUUGAUCAAUCAAUAAGAUUUUUUCACACUGUAGCCGACGAAUUUCUCUCAGUGCAGUAAACUACGAUGAAUUCCGAUUCUCACACCUGUUUGCCCGAGGCUGCUGUUAUAGGCGAUCUUCCCAGAGAUGAGGGAAGUGACAACAUUGCCGAAUCUGUCGACGAGCUGCGAGCUAAGCUAAGCAGGAUGAAGCGUCUCAUGGAGGCUCGCAAAGGAACGACUCUUGGUGAUCUCAGUGCGCGAAAAAAGAAGGAAACAUCCGACAUAAUAGACGGGAACUUUUUGUCCUGGAUUUUCGGCUCCGCACUCGCAGUUAUACUGAGCGUUAGCUUCUACGCGUUUUACAACCUCUACAACGCAGUACUGAAGAAGUUUCCUCCACGCCACUCGGAGCUGUAGAUAUUUUGCGCUAAAAUUUGAACCUACGUCUUGGUGAAGGAGUCUUUAAAAUCGUUUCAAUUGUCAUUCGAUUCUUAGAAUAAUCAAGGAAGGGAUAAUUUCUUGCUAGGCAUAGAAAUAAUUUUUGCCCAAUAGAAAACUGAUUUAUAUUCACUAGAAUCGGGUCGCUUUGUCUUUAUCAAGUUGUCGCUGGUUAAGGGACCCCAAUUUCAGGGAAGAAUUAGAUAUACUUAAGUGCACAGCAAUAUUUAUGGAUAUAGUGAUAUAUCAUUCUGAUCCUGAUUUUUAUUUAGUCUCAACUUACGCGAAUUUUUUCAGUCCAGUUUAUUCUUUCGCGCGUUUUACUGUAAUGUAAAUUACGUCGAAUCGUACACAAAUAAUCGUAUAAUAACAGUCUUGAACGUAUUACGUAAAUAAAUGGCAAAGGAAAUUAUACGUUUGCAAAAUACCGCUUUAGAUGAUCUUUGGGCAUCAAAGAGUGUCCUCAAACAAUUGAUUAGCUCAUGCUACAGAAUUUUUUAAACUUUGAAAUCGUUUUCUACAAAAUGAUUGAUUUCGAAAUGUCAAAAUUAUUGAUAUUAACCUUUUAAUAUUCUACAUUUUCUUUCAGUAGAGGUAACAGUUAUAUUUCAGGGGUAAAAUUUACGCACAUAUUAUACUUGUAAAUGAAUAUUUUGCCAUAUUCAAGGAGGGAAUUCAUUAUGCCCACAUUCCUAGUUGUUGAAUAAGAAACGAAUGUAUACAAAUUCCUAGUCAAUAUUUAAUUAUACUAAUUGAGAUUGAAGUCUUUACAUUCUGCUCAAAAAUAAAUUAUUUGUUACGAUACUUCGCUACGAUUAUGACAAGAAAUCUAAGAUCGCAUGUAGUCGAAAUCACAUCGGGACGUGCCGAUGAAAAAUUCACUAAGUGAAAGAACGAUCGUUUUGUGCCAAACUAUUUGUGACUGAGUUUUGAUAUUAUAACUGCCGUGUAGUUAUGGAUAAAUAACAUACCAUAAGUGUUUUAACCUUUAAUUACUUCUACUGUUGCCAUGUUAGUGCAAUCAUUAUUCUAAUGAGUUUUUAUAUUUAUUUAUAACCACAAAUAUUUAUU
Messenger RNA from Diprion similis, 1500 nucleotides. RefSeq lists its product as uncharacterized. NCBI's taxonomy places the organism in Eukaryota, Metazoa, Arthropoda, Insecta, Hymenoptera, Diprionidae. The record is from RefSeq and is a predicted model, not a curated record. Bases 76 to 408 code for a protein of 110 amino acids. The transcript is spliced from 2 exons.